Molecule: messenger RNA, 1560 nt
Organism: Babesia sp. Xinjiang
Lineage: Eukaryota; Apicomplexa; Aconoidasida; Piroplasmida; Babesiidae
Exons: 2
Coding region: 1-1560 (519 amino acids)
Source: RefSeq, a predicted model, not a curated record
AUGAACUUCCUAAAGGGUAUCGUUGACGGUAUCCUUGCCGAAGAUGUUGAGAAUGAUGUGCCUCAUAGUUUAGGCUAUCGCUCUAUGGAUGGUGAUUUCCAUUCUGAUCAUGACCAUGUAAUGAGACACACGGACGUCCAUUCUCGUGCUCUUGACGAUGUAUACCGUGAGUCACGUAGAGAAUGUAUAGCGUCACUAGUCUUACGUUAUGGUGAGGGAUGUGUACAGCAGCUCAAUGCUGUAUUGAAAACCAAUAAUGAAACUGUUGAGAAGCUUACACAACAGUUGGAUGAAGCAUAUCAGUCUCUUGGUGAUUUCAACAAAGAACUUGAGGUUUUAGCACAUGAGAACCUGGCGUUACGUAAAUAUAAUGCAGAUCUUAAUAAUCAGAUCGAGUUGUUAAGUUCUGAGAACGUAGGUUUGAAGUCUGUACUUGCUCAGGCUGAAAUCGAGACUAAGGCACAGGAAGCUCGAAUAUCUGCCAUGAACGAGCUACUUAAGGAUAACGCAGCUACCUUCAAUGUCAUGAAGCAUCGUUGUGCUGAGGUUGCUGAGUACAGCGCUAAGAUUGAGGGUUUGAAAGCUCAUCUUAAGAUGGCCAAUGACCAGAUCAAUGCAUUAAUAAAAGAACGCGAUUCGUUACUUACAUCGUUACCAGAUCCCGAAUAUCGCAUGAGUGAGGCUUUGCGCAGGCAAGAUCGAGCUAUCGCCAUAGCUAAAAUGAUGGCACAGGUUGCGUUUCAUCACGCUGCCAAAUCUCAGGUUUGUAGAGAGCCGGAACCUGUUACUGACCACCAAUAUUACGCGGACACUCGUCGGCAGUUAGCUGAUUUAAGUGCCCAUGCAGAUCGUCUUAGCGAUGAGAAUGCUCAUCUCAAAGAUGUCAAUGAGAAGCUUCAUAAUAUGUAUGCAGAUUUGAGCAGAAGUUCCAAACAACUAAAGGACUCAUUCCUCAUGGAGGCCAUAGAUGCGUUUGGGAAGUUGCAGCAUAAGAAGCUACCACCGCUUCAGCUGAUAUUUAUUCAGCCUACUAGGGUUCUUGAUUUGGAGCUUGAUAUGGACUUUGUGAAUUCCUCUUUGGCGAGUUCUAGUCACCAGGUGCCAGCACAGAGCGCUGUGCAAUCAUCGUUGUCAUCACAUGAACCUAGAAGGAUGAUGCAGCCAUCGCCAGUCGAAAGAGAUGUGGUUUCACAGGUUGAUUUUUCGAGUCGUCGUGUACCCAACCCUAACGUUACCUGCCGGAGUCCUGGUACUCCAUCUCCCGCAGUGUCAUCUGCGAAGCAAUCUUGGGAGGAGGAUUUAGAUAUUUAUGACGAGAUAUUGCGUGACGAGCCGUCAUCUUCUAUAACACCGCCUGCCGAAGAGCCGGUAUUACCCAAUGAGGAACCACAGCCUACCACGUUUCCCAAUAGUGUAUCACCUGCUACCGUACAACCAGUUGUGGAGCAUAAGCAAGGUGCUGUUCCAAGCAUUUUUUCUGCCGGUGUCAAGGUUGACCUCGAGAAGAGCAAGCAGGCAUGGAAUGACGAUUUGGACGAGUUACUUAAAGACAAUAUUUAA